UCACGUAGGACAGAUUGUGGCCUUAGCCUUCCAGCAACCUGAAAAGACGAGUAAUCAACAAACAACGCUAUUAGUCAUAUACAGUGGUCACGUAAACUAUGACAUUCAGCCAAUCAGAUUCGUGGUCAAACCACCCUGCAUAUAAUAAGGGUAAUAGUGUAGUUCAUUCUGUCCUAGUUGAACACAACAACGGCUUUGGCGCAUAACAGAAGAAAGACAUCAUCCAUUUGAAUCAAAGAAGUGCAUUAGCCUACAAAAUGACGCUCGUUUUUAUGGUGAUGUUCGUAAGUGCUCAUGCCAGUAUAGCACUUCAUGAUCAAACGUUCCAAAAAGAUUAUCCGCAUUCUGGUCCUUCGUUAGUGUGUGACCAGUGUCCACCUGGAACGUACCUCCGCGCGCCCUGCAGUUCUUCCCAAAAGAGCGACUGUGCAAAAUGUCCAGAUGGGUCAUUUACAGAGCUUUGGAACAGCAUAACGAAGUGCCUGCGUUGCAGCAUGUGCGACGUGAACCAGGUCGUCACGAAGGAGUGUUCGUCAUCCAACAACUGCCAGUGCGAAUGCAAGGAAGGUUACUUCUUCAACAAGAAAUACGAUGCGUGCGUAAAACAUAAAGAAUGUAUGCCCGGCUAUGGUGUGAAUGUUACAGGUACACCACAUCGGGAUACACAAUGUGCGCUGUGUCAGCCCGGAUUCUAUUCCGACGGUUUUUCUGCAAAAGAUCUUUGUGUUGCGCACAGAAAAUGUGAAGAUGAUGGAUUUCGCGUGGUGCUGAAAGGAAGGGAGUGGCAUGACACACUGUGCGCAUCAUGUCAAGAUCUCAAAACUCGCGAUGGCGCUGAAUAUUUACAUGAGAUCCUCCCGACAUUCUUCAUAAAGCUUCAACAGACGAUGGGCAUCAAGAAAAUGCGUCGUUUUGGGAUGAAGCUGUCUCAACUGGGAGGAAAAACAACAGCCAGAGAAACUAUCAUGAAGCUUUCUAAAAGUGGUCUUAACGACUUUAUAAACAGUUGGGUCCAAAAAGCAGGGAACGACCAGGUUAGGAAACUGCCUGAGAUUUUGGGCAAAAUAGGUUCCCCUCAGGAAGGAGAAAAACUACAGUGUAAACUUGAAUAUAUCGAACAACAAUCUAAACUCUGCGACGGGUUGAAUGAAUAACAUUAACAUUUUAAUGUUGCCUCUUAUCUUCGAUUAACAAGUAGCCUAUGAAAGAAAAACGAGGUAUUACAUCACAGGCCACUAGACAGGAUGCAACUACUUACAUUUUGGGCUGUGAUGUACUUUUUAAAUCAUAAAGCUAAAAUACAUUUUAAAUGGUAAGAAUUUAUCCCAGCAGAGACACAAAUUAGCAUGAUUUACUUCAGUGUUUUAAAUACAAACAAAAACCUUACGCCAUUUUACAAUCAUAUCUAGGAUAUAGUGGUAGGCACGUGCAUAUUUCCGUUAAGUAAUGUGAUACUGGUUACAUUUCAAUAGCCCAAUUCCAAAACAUUUACAAAAAGCGUAGCCUGGAGAAUUAUUUGUGUGAUUGAACUGUAGAUUUCCACAUUAAAUGCAGAUUGUUCCUAACUACCUCUGUUGUUGUCAGUAAGCCAGCAAAGACUCUUGUGCAUGGUUUGUGAUUUUGUGUCAUUUAAAAAAAAGAAUUGAAAUAUUUAUAGUUUAAUAUAUGUUACACAUGGAUAUGGAAAUUUGAUAUUAGCCUAAUUUAUCAAUUAAUUGUUUAUCUUUUUAUAUAUGGAACAAAAUCCAUAAAACUGUCCUUAAACUGCAAUAAAUGGUUUCCUGGCUUAACAUCCUUCUGAUUUUAUGGUCCCUGUGGGACAACAAGACUUGGGGCUACUUAUAUACUUUUCUCUACUCAAAAUGUCAAAAGUAUCUAUUUUUAUUCUGUAUUUUA
This is a messenger RNA of Esox lucius (northern pike), 1896 nucleotides long. Its product is annotated as tumor necrosis factor receptor superfamily member 11B. Bases 258 to 1154 code for a protein of 298 amino acids. The record is from RefSeq and is a predicted model, not a curated record. Gene Ontology annotation, molecular function: protein binding. NCBI's taxonomy places the organism in Eukaryota, Metazoa, Chordata, Actinopteri, Esociformes, Esocidae. The transcript is spliced from 4 exons.